Molecule: messenger RNA, 3209 nt
Organism: Cuscuta campestris
Lineage: Eukaryota; Viridiplantae; Streptophyta; Magnoliopsida; Solanales; Convolvulaceae
Source: the annotation of a GenBank genome assembly
GCAUACUCCUCUUGGAUGAAUAAUAUUAGAGAUUUGCCUCAUCUACUUUGUCUUUACAUUUACACAUUUUCUGUUGGGUUUGUGGAGGCUUGGGCUUGACUUUUGGCCCGGCCCAUGUUACGAAACCCUAGAUGCACUCUUCCUAUAUAUAUUGCAUUCUUGUACUUGUAAUCGGCACCACAAGUGAAAUAAGAAAAUCCUCAUGUUGCAGCCGUGGAUUAGGGAAACCGAACCACGUUAAAUUCUUGUGUGUCGUUUAUGUUCCGUUUCUCUCGUUUCUCGCAGAUAUUUGUGUGUUGUGUGGUUUAAUUCCCAACAAGUGGUAUCGGAGCCAGGUUCGUCAACACCGGAAAUCCGAUGAGCAGAAACUAAUCAGAGAGCAGUGUCACCUUGUGUGCAAUAGCAGGAGCCUGUGUUUGGGCCGCUACCCACGGAGCACUGCCGCAGCAGGAAGUAAGUCCCGUGAGACUCACCGCUGCCGCCUUCAAUCAAGCAGAACCAGACCGUCGCCGUUGCUGGUUCGAGGGGGACCGCAGCAAGCCAAGGAGCCGCUACCGCCGUACCAGCGCAGGAGCAGCCGCUGAGUCACCGCUGCCGCCGUCGAUCUCCCUCUGCCGCUGGUUCAAAGGAAGGUGAGAGGCUUGGGAAGGUUGUUCGCUGUCAUCCGCGAACUGUCGUAGCCUCCCCUCGUCAAGCCGUCGCCGUCCAGUACAGAUCGCCGCCACCGUUUGCCUUCCGACCGCCGCAUGCAGGAGCAACGGUAGAAGGAGCCGCCGUGUGGAGGAGCUGUGGCCGCCAUCGAUUGUAGAUCCUGAACCGCCGCCGUCCUCAGUCGAAGCUGCUGGUUUGAGCAGUCUCCAGCUGCAGUGUCCAGAUUCAGAACCUUCAUUCUGCAGUGACCAAAAGGAAAUUUUUUCUUUUGGCAGGUACUGUUCAAUCUUUUAUUGAGUGGAGUAUUUUAUGUGGACCGUGAUAUAUGGGAGGUGGUGUGAUUGUAUUUUGAUGAAAAGGAAAGGUGGGCCGUGAUUUGUGGGUGGUGGAGUGAUUUUUUGAAGAAAAAAAAAGGUGUGGGGGCCAUUGUGGAAUUUUUGGUGUUGUGGCGUGAUUAUUAGUGGUGGGUGAAUAUUUUUGGGUGGUUUCAAUUUUUAAUGUCCUAGAUAUCUUAUCUGAUAAAAAUAUCAAGAUCUGAAAUUAGUUGUACCGGAUAUCUUAUCUUGUCGUUGGAGAUGACAGAAGAUGGGAAGUUUCGAAUUGAGAAGUUCGAUGGUACAGAUUUCAGUUGGUGGAAGAUGCAAAUUGAAGAUUUGCUGGUUCAGAAAGAUUUGGACGUGGUUUUGGGUGACAAGCCAGAAAAAAUGUCGGAUGCAGAUUGGGCAGUUUUGGAUCGGAAAGCAAUGUCCGUGAUCCGUCUCUCGUUGACCAAGAAUGUUGCGUUCAACAUUCUGAAGGAGAAGACAUCGAAGGGAAUUAUGGAAGCGUUGUCUAACAUGUACGAGAAGCCAUCUGCAGCUAACAAAGUUUUUCUGAUCAGAGAGCUGGUGAACACAAAAAUGAAAGAAGGCACUUCAGUUACCGAGCAUAUCAACAAGUUGAAUUCGAUCUUAGCCAGACUUUUGUCAGUGGGCAUUAAGUUCGAUGAUGAAGUUCAAGCUUUACUACUGCUAUCGUCUUUACCUGAUAGUUGGUCCGGAACGGUUACAGCGGUUACCGGUUUAGUGGGACCUGAUGGAUUCACCUUUGAUCAGAUUCGAGAUCUCGUUCUUGGCGAGGAUGUCAGAAGAAAGAGUUCAGGGGAGUCAUCGGGUGAAUUGCUUCAUGUUGGUAGAGGCAGAAGAAAUAGCAAAGGUAGUGGGAGCGGAAACAGACGAAGGAGUCAGUUGAAGACUCGCGACAGCUCAGGUGUAACGUGCUGGAAGUGCAAGGAGGUAGGGCAUUUUAGGAAUCAAUGCCCGAAUGACAAGAAAGUGAACAUUGCUGAAGGUUCUGCAAGUGACGAGGAAGUCACUCUGACUUGCUGUGAGGAAAACAAUGUGAAUUCUUGGGUCAUGGAUUCUGGUGCUUCAUUUCAUGCUACCCACAGCGGUGAAGCAUUGCAGAAUCUGGUUAUUGGAGACUUUGGAAAGGUACGACUUGCGGACGAUAGAGCUCUUGAGGUGACGGGCAUGGGUGACAUAGUGCUGAAGACCCCAGUCGGUUUCUGGACUUUGAAGGAUGUCAGAGUUGUUCCAGCCUUAAAAAAAAAGAUUGAUUUCUGUCAGGCAGUUGGACGAACAGGGACACGAGGUGAAGUUCAGAGAUGGACAGUGGAAGGUCGUGAAGGGAAAUCUUGUCAUGGCCCGUGGAAAGAAAAGAGGUUCGCUGUAUAUGGUCGAGUUACCAUCUGAGGGAGUGACCGUCCCAGUUCAGAAGAGAAACAAAGUCUGGUUCUCAGAGUCUCGUGGGCAGAAUAAGGUUGUCUAUGCAAGAGAGAAACCUAGAGCCACAUGUCAGACUCAGGAUGAAUGAGCGAAGAAAGGUUCAAGGAGGCCAGUCAGAGGUAUUUGUGGCAGUGGGAGCUCAAGAGGCGCUUCAGCCAAGUUUCCUAGAAGACAGUGGGUCAAGAGAACCAGUAUUCCAACUGUUGGAACAUCUCCAGAAAAUUUCUUGCUGAGUACGGAGAGUGUUUGUUCUCACGAUGUUCCAGGAUCCGGUAGUGUGCAUCUGCAGUGGGAGCCGGUAGGGACCGAGGACGAGUCAUGGGCAGAUUUAGCCAUGGCUGAUGUGUUGGAGCUUGGGAGAGCUUUAACAGGCCUUUCAGUUGUCUGAUGAGAGAGCCGGUGCAACAGGAGAGCUGAGGAAGAUUACUCGAUGUACAGGCAAUCGUGGCGGAUGGCAGUUGAUGACUAUCAAGCCUCCAAGUGGGAGAAUGUUGGGUUUGUGGAGGCUUGGGCUUGACUUUUGGCCCGGCCCAUGUUACGAAACCCUAGAUGCACUCUUCUUAUAUAUAUUGCAUUCUUGUACUUGUAAUCGGCACCACAAGUGAAAUAAGAAAAUCCUCCUGUUGCAGCUGUGGAUUAGGGAAACCGAACCACGUUAAAUUCUUGUGUGUCGUUUGUGUUCCGUUUCUCGCAGAUAUUUGUGUGUGUUGUGUGGUUUAAUUCCCAACAUUUUCAAGCCUAAUAUACUCAGUUUUCCCUCUUCUCUUGUGCCCAUAAACUGUUUGAUACUAU